This is a messenger RNA of Cuculus canorus (common cuckoo), 1032 nucleotides long. RefSeq lists its product as uncharacterized. Bases 1 to 1023 code for a protein of 340 amino acids. The transcript is spliced from 5 exons. Lineage: Eukaryota; Metazoa; Chordata; Aves; Cuculiformes; Cuculidae. The record is from RefSeq and is a predicted model, not a curated record.
AUGGCGCCGCUCCUGCCCGCGCGGCCGCUCCCCGCGGUUGACGGCGCCGCUCCGGGCUCGCUCUCCGGGAGCCGCGGUACUCCCGCGGCCGGGCUGUGCGUUGCUGGCGCCGGGACCGGCUCGGGCUCGGGGCCGUUCGGGGCCUUCGGUGCUGUGUCCGUGCUCUGCUCGGGUCUUUCUCUGAAGCGUGCGCUUGUGAACAGAGCACCGGCGUGCCGCUGUUACGAACGCGGCUCGACCGCUCGUGGCUUUGUUUGGGAGGAGUUGCGGCCUCCCUGCGAAAACCUAAAGCUCCGGCUGCUGCUGUGCCGGAUCCUAACGGUCCCCGUGAGCAAAGCUAGCCUCUGCGGUGCCCUUCGAACCGAGCGACGCCAGAGCAGAGGCACGUGGAAGUUUGCCCCUUCUCUUCCGGUGCCCGUGACGGAGCGCAGCGAAUACGAAAAGAGGCAGUGCUGGAAGAAUUGCCGAAGGAGAGGGUACGAGCUCAAAGCUGCCUCGGGUUCCGGUGCUGAAGCGAAGCGGGUGCCCCGGUUCAAGGCUCUACCUCUGCCUUCCUUUGACCGUCUGAGGGCGCCAGAGAAGGUCGAAACCCACGCUCGGCCCGAGCCGUUCCGUCUGCGCGUGGAUGAACGGAGAGCGCUUGCCACCGUACGGAGCUGCAAACAGCAGAUGGGAGGAGAAGGCUUCGACGGGGCUCGGAAAGGCAGGAGGGUUGAAAAGCUCAUCCCGUCACGGUGGCGUUGCCGGGAGCUUUCUGUCCUUCGAAAGGAAACGAAGCUGUUUUCAGCCAGGGUUCUGGAGACUCGGCUGAUGGGCACCGAGAGCCAGUCAGAUGGUGGCGAGAGCGGUGGGAAAAGGAAGAAGCUGCUCCUCCGAGGAGACGAGCGACGGAUGGUGUCCGGGUUCGAAGCUCUGCCUUCGUCUGACCGUGUGAAGCUGCCGGAGGAGGUCAGAAGCCCAACUCAGCCCGAGCUGUUCCUUCUGCGGGUGGAUGAACGGGAUGCUGCUGCCCUCCAGAGCUGAACGCGGCCG